AUUUAUGAAUAUUUCUGAUAUUUAAGCAUUAGCAUAAUUAAUAUAGACAGAAGAGGAAGAAAGCUCUUUUUCAAAUAUAAAUAAUAAUCCAAAUAAGGGAAGUAUUUUUGCUCCUAGUGAUAUUGGAUCUAAUGGUUAAAAAAAAGAAGUCGCUAAACCUUAUGCUUAAAUAUAAGUAAAGCUUGGUCAAAAAGAUCAAGAGUAAAAAGUGGAAUAGCAAUAGGAUAAACCAAAAAAAAAAGUUGCGGAUAAAAAUGAUAUAUGGGAUAUUGAAGAAGUAUAUAGAUUAUGAUUACUUAGAUUUAAGUACAAAAUAGACCUAAAUUGGAUAAUAGAUAAAGACCAGAUGUCGAUGUAUUGUAUAAGCAAAUAGUUGGAACUGAAGAUGUUUUUGGAGGAUGGAGUGGAAUUGAUCCAAGUUCAACUAAGUGUUAAGGAUUAUUAGUAAAGAUUAAAUUACCUGAUACUAAAUUAUCAGAAAUAAAUUUAGAAGUAAUGAAGUAACAGAUCAUAAUGUCAAGUACUUAAUAUUAUUUGGAUUUUAUCCUACCAUAUCCAGUAAAUGAGAAAAUGGGAAAGGCAAAAUUUGUAUCAGACAAAUCAGUAUUGGAAAUAGAAUUACCAAUUAUUCGUGAAGAAUUAUAUUGA
Molecule: messenger RNA, 648 nt
Organism: Paramecium primaurelia
Lineage: Eukaryota; Ciliophora; Oligohymenophorea; Peniculida; Parameciidae
Source: the annotation of a GenBank genome assembly